Linum trigynum is the source of this 1484-nucleotide messenger RNA. NCBI's taxonomy places the organism in Eukaryota, Viridiplantae, Streptophyta, Magnoliopsida, Malpighiales, Linaceae. The record is from the annotation of a GenBank genome assembly.
CGAUAUAAUUCACACAACUAUGAAAAUGGAUUAUAUUUUAAAAAUAAAUUAAUAAGUAAAUAUGUUCUUUUGUCUUGGAAACAAAUUCGAAUGAGUAAAAGAGAGACAAAAAUAGUGAAAUUAUAAAAUAAUAAUUUUUUUCUAUGAGAUUCACUAAUUACAUUUCCAUAAACUCAAUUCCUAUUAAUUUUAUAUGAUUUUCAAUUCUCAAAAUUUAAACCAAAUAAAAUUCAUUCCCCACCCAUUUUCCAUUCCGAACACAAAAAUUAGAAUUAAAAUUGAAAAUGGAAUUCCAUUUCCAGAAGAAGAAGAAAAUCAAGCUUUAAAGAAAAACCUCUCUAAAUACAACAUUAUUUCUUUUACUUCUAAAAAAGAUGAAAGACUCUCCUAAUUCCUAUUCUUUGCUUCCCCACUCAAAAAGAAACUAGUCUCCCCUUCCUUCUUCUUCCCUCCUCUCCCUUUUCCCCUGCCUAUAUCAACCCAAAACAAGAACAACCCAUCUCCAUUUUCAUCCAAACCAAUUAUGAAAUCUCCAAUCUUUCUCCUCCUCUUCCAUUUCUUCAUCUUCUUCCCCACUUCACACUCCUCCCAACCCACUUGCCCGCCGCUCAAAUGCAGCCCUCAAUCCCCAGAAAUCCACACCCCAUUCCACCUCACAACCCACCACCCUCCCGGCUGCGGCAGGCCAGGCUUCACCCUCUCCUGCAAACACAACACCACCACCAUCACCUUCCCCAGCCACCACCUCAACUUGGCCGUCAAGUCGAUCUCUUACGACGAAAACAGAAUCGACCUCUCGGACCCACGAAGGUGCGUGCACGGCGUCUUCCUCCACCUCGACUUGUCCCUCACCCCGUUUCAGUACGCCUACGUGGUCAAGGAGUUCGAGUACUUGAACUGCUCGGCCAGGCUCCCCGCGGGCUCGUUCGACGAGGUGGCCUGUUUGAGUGGCAGGGAGCAUCAUGUCUACACUGUGGAGGCAGGGGAGAGGUCUUCUUUUGAAGUACUGCCGGAGUUUUGUAGAGUGGUGAAGAGUGUCAGAAUUCCGUUUGGGUAUAGCCCUUACCUUGCUGACGACGAAUUUGGCCUCGGGUUGACUUGGGAAACAGAGUGUGCAGAGGAGGUGUCAAAGGGUUUCUUAGCGAACAGCUUAGUGGGAAGUGCCUUGUGUGACAAGUUGUUGAAGCUUGGGAUAUUAUGCUUGGUGGCGGUAACGUUGCUGUUGAGCUUGAAGAUGUAUCAUACAAACAGAGAGGAGAAGUUGGUGAAUGAGAGAAGCCAUCUUUUUUUUUUUUCUAGUUGAGUCACUCAAAGGUCGAGGAGACGAGGAGUCUUCAGCCUAAAGGACUGCUGAGUUUUGAUAUAUGUCAUCAAAGAAAUAGGACCUUUAGUACUUGGUACAAAGUUUGCAGCUGAUGACAUAUGAUUGACAAAUUUUGGAAAGAGGUUAUGAAAAUCAUAGGCAAAAAACCAGUUAUGUCGUC